AUGCACAUUCCAGCCAACUUCCGCCAAUUUGACAUCCGUCAGGAUGGCCCGGGCACCAUCGACAACAUUAACCCCUCCAACAACAACAAUAAUAACACUGACAGCAGCCAAGAUAAGACAAACUCGUCUCAUACGAGUAGCUCGGACAAGAACAAUAUUGUCAUAAUAUGUGUCGCUUGCAUUAUCUUUGUCCUGGCCUCCGCCCUAAUGAUCUACUUCGUCCUACGGACCCUCCGCCGCAUGGACUGUCGACCGAAAUAUCUGCCCGGAAAAUUCCUGAAAGAUAAAUGGAAUAGGUGGAACGUGGGCGUUUCGUACGGUCAGGUCCCGGAUGGAUCGUCGUCGAAUAACCAAAAUGCGAACGCCACCAGAGCCGCUCCCUCCGAGGGAGGCGCCGAAAUGCGAACCACCACCGCUGCCGCCCCGGCCGCCAAUAAUACUAGCAAUGUUCGGCGCGAUACAUCGGUUCGAUCGGUCAUCACCCUCCCCGCAUACUCAGCCAGUCCGAAACCAACCGAACAGGUCAUUGCUCGAGAAGGGGAACGAGAAGGCAUGGACAUGGUGGUGGAAUUCCCCGAAACAGCGGAAGAAGAGGAGUCUCGCAGAGAAGAAUUGAUGGAGUCACUGUACCAAAUUCGCUUGCAACGGCGAGAUGACCUGGCCGAACGUGAGUGGCGCCGACAGGAGCGUCGGGAGGCCCGUGAGCGCGGGGAUUAUAUCCGUCUCGAACAACUUCGGCAAGAAAGUCGCGCCCGACAAAGAAGUCGCAUAUCGGUCAAUGGUACCAGCACGAAUCUCAGCGCGGCUUUGGCCGAAUCUCGGAAUCGUGGUCGCGAUAGGCGCAUCUCGAGUGUAUCGUACGCCGAGUUGGGCCAUGUUCGCCAUGACGGGUCGCGGAUUAGAGCUAGUUCGCCCGACUCAGACCGUCGCCCUCUCCUCACCGAUGCUUCCAACCCUGAUCGAUCUUCUGGGUCGAUUCUCACCGGCGUUCAUUCCCGAGGCGAGUCGUACUCGUCGUAUCAGUCCAAUGGCACCGACGCAGACACUCUCACCCAGGUCCAGUCGCAUGCAACGUCGACCCAUUCAGCGGACCAGCCAUCAACGGGAACCGAUGAGAGCGACGUUGGAGCACUCCAUAUUCCCCCACCCGAGUACGAGGACUUGGACUGGGGAGAAGCGCCGCCUUAUACCAGUCCGGUUACAGAGACCAGCGGGCACGCGCCACACCUGCGUGAAUUGACCCCUCUACCUACUAUUCAUAUCGAUGUCGCUAGCCCCAUUAGCAAUACCCCGACAACCCCUACAAAUCCCCUCCGGGAGGAGCGGGAAGAGCAGCAUUCCGCUGAGCCACACCCCACCGAGGCCCCUUCCACCGAGGCCCCCUCUACUGACGAACGGGUCGACGAAGAACACACGGCUUCUGAACACGCCGAAGCACACCUGCUGGAGAAUGAUUCUCAUGCUCACCAAUCUACCCGGGUCACUACAACGAACAGCUUCGCGUCUUUCGGCUCAGACUUCGACCCCGAGCACGAGGCGAUCGCAUCUACCAAAGAGCUUGGUGGUAGCCCCCGGCUUCCUUCCAUGAACGCCAACGCCAGGAAGCGCCACGACUUCGAAGAAGAAGAGCCGGAUUAUGCCUUCAACACAUCCACUUUCGAACAAUACCUACCCAACUUCUCCCCGGUCGGCACGUCAGAAGAAGAAGAAGCCGACGACCACGACGAUAGUAUCUCCAUCGAGGCGGGACGAGGCCCUGCGAAACCUCCCCGUCGAUUGGACGACUCGAGAAACUCCUACAUGACCAUCGAGAACAGUGUCCGCUCGUCAUCUCCAGCUGUGAGACUCGACUAUCCUACUUCCAAUACCCCUCAGAAGUCUGCCCUGCGUAACUCGGCGAGAAGAGCGGUCAGCGAAAGUCUCCGAAAGGACGCUCAGAUCCGACGCGCCAGUCUUGCUCAUAAAGAGAACGUUGAUCCCCAGUCGGCAAAGUCGAUUCGCAGAGAGCAGCGGCGGACUUUGUCAGAGAUGCAUGCAAAGGUCCGUGAUGCAUAUGAGGGAUCCUUGAUUGAAGAUGAAAGGCCCACCGUGGUGGCCAACAGUACGCGUCCGACACGUUUUGCCAAUCCCAAUCUCUCCCACCAAAUUGCCGACGCCGUGGAGAAGGCUUCCCAGGAAGCUUACGCUCGGGAACUUCGUCGUGGAAAGACCAGCACCAACUCGCGCAACGCGCCUAAUGCAGGUGACACAGGCACUCAGCAUUCGUUCCUUCUGCCGGACCUUCCUAAUCUGUCCGAAUUGGUCUCCGGCGUAUAUGAAGAUGGCACGCCGGUCUACGCACGCCAGAACAGAGCACGCACGACACGUUUUGUGUCCCCUCCACAUGAUGCCACUGAUGCAUCCUUGACUCGCGAACAUAUGCCUCUUGAUGCAGUCCCGAUCCCAGAAGAUGAGAAGGCUUUGUUUGUCUCGUUGAGACUCCUUCAGGACAAGGUCUCGGAACUCGAAAGGUCCAAGUCUGAAGCCGAACGUAGGAUGGACGAGAUGAGACGGGAGAAUGAGUCCUUGAGAACAACCAAGUCGCGCAACAAGGACAAGAACGGUCGCAGCCGCCCAUACGAAUCAGAGGAGGAUGAGUACAGGAGGGAUCGAGUUGCCAGCGAUUACCAAAAGUUGGAUGCUGCCAAUCUGGCGUUGCAGAAUAGACUCGACAUUCUCGAAAGAAAGAGCCAGAUUCAGGAGUCGAGUCUGAAACGGCUGAACCGGGAACGCGAUAUGGCGGUCUCUCAGUUGGGCGUGGCCUACCUUGAAACGCAAGACCUCAAGGGCGAGAAUGAGAGUCUUCGCCAAGAGGUCUCAGAGCUGAAGUCGCAGCUGACCAAGAUUCUGUCUGCCGGCCCCAGAAACCGCGACGACACCGUCGAAUCAGACUUGUCUUCUUCUAUGACUGAUGCAAGUGAUGAAGAUAGCCAGCUUGACACGCAGCAAAGCAAGCACACGAGCCGAAGCACGAGGGACGUUACAGGCAAGAGUUCACGCUCUCGAUCUAAGGCUGGGCGUCAAGAAGACUCGCGCGCCAGGGUCUCGACGCAAGUCGACAAGGAGAUAUCUCGACUCGAAAAAGAAAGGGCAGACGAAGCUUUGUUCUCACUUGAUGUCCCGCAGAGCAGGGAAAAGUCGAGGACAAAGGCAGAGAAGUCCAAGAGCCGCUCACAGAGCAGUGAUGUGAACAGCAAGAAACAGUCAAAUACUGGCAAGCAGCGCGUCAAGCGAGUGGUUGUCGAAGAGGUUGACGUGACUGAGCCUGUUGAGUCCACUGGAGAGGUCACCGGAAACACCAAGAAAUCCAGCGCAACCGAGCAGGACCUGACUUUGCUGAGCUUUGUUGAUGAACGCGAGAUUGCCCAGUUGCGGAAGACACUGGAGGAGGAACGACUGGCUCGGAAACGGCGCCAAUCCAACACGAACAAAGAUCAGACUGCAAAUGAAACAGGGAAUACGACCCGCCAGAGUGUUGCUAAAUCGGCUGUCCCUAAGAAGUCUUCCCUCAAGGAAAGCAAGGGGGUGCCAUCCAGACCCGCCUCGGCAAUGGGCGACUUGACCGCAACCUCCAGGGCCAGCAUGGCGGAGGGAGACAGUAACCUGUCGGUGCCUACCGAACGUCCCAGACGCCAUUCGGACCACUCCGCGCCUGCUGCUGCUCAGCGGCGCCGGCGGCGGAUCGCCGAAGAAAUGACUUCGGCCUUCAUUCUGCCUGAUAUCACAUUCAACCCUGCCCAUCUGGCCGACAACAACCUUGCAAAGCUUCCCGAACCUGCACAGCGUGCUCUCGACAGUGCCACUCAACACAAUGGCAAAAACUGCACCGUCUGCAAGCGUUCCAUCCCUGGUGGCUCUUGUGACCAUACCGGCGAAGCAGUUAAGGUUCCCAAGCCCAUUCCGGUUUCGGAGCGUAUGCCUGCGCCUUCUCCCUACAAUGAAGAACCUACUCUACGGCCUGCACAAUCCCCCGAACUUGCCCUUGCGACCGUGCUUAAGGCCUUGGAAGAUGAGCUCGCACACUUGAAGAUGCAGUUGGUGGCCUAUCAGGGCGCGUACAACAAGCUGGAUGCGUCAUUGAGCAAGAGACAGAGGAAGUCUGUGGCUGAGAAGAUUGAAAAGCUGCUGAAGGAUAUCGACAUGAAGGCCGACCAGAUCUAUGCGCUCUACGAUGUUCUCGAGGGCCAAAAGCAGGAUGGCCGUGAGAUGACCGAGCAGGAGAUGGAGGUGACUCUUCAAUCGAUCGGCAUUGAGACCGCAGGGCGGGCAGCUGAUGUUACUGGCACCACUGACAAGUCUUCUCGCAAAGGCGCCGAGCCGGACUACGAUGAGGAUGACGACGAACUUCCCUGGGAAGGAUUUGAGAGCACACUAGAGAUGACCGGCCGCAACCCGAUCCUCGAUCGUGAGUUUCUCUACAUGACCUCUACACCGCAUCAGGAUGCCCGCCACCUGCACACCGACUAUGUAGAUACUCCUGCGACCGAUUCGCGUGUCCGCCAGGAUCCGUACCAGCCGGAAACCCAGUUCUUAUCCCCGAGGAUCUCCCUCGAUUCGUUUGCGGACGGCGACGAGGCGAGCGUCAACACGGCAAUCCACGAUGGCAGCUCCGCGCAGACCCGUAUACUUGCGCCUGCGCCCGAGAUUAUCGCGUCACGGCGCUUAUCAGAUGAGGACGAGGACGAGGACGAGGAUGAGCCCAACCACAGCGACACCACCAAUCCGCCCAGCGAAAAGCCAGUGACUUGGUCCUCGUUGCCGAAGAAGAGCCAGCUCGCUAUCUUGACCAUUGCUCGGCUGUCGGAGCCGCUUACCCAGACAUCGCUGCAGGCCUACAUGUUCUACCAGCUCAAGUCCUUCGACCCCUCCCUUCCGGACUCGACCAUCUCCACGCAGGCGGGGAUUCUCCAGGGCAGUUUUACCGCCGCGCAGUUUCUGACGGCUGUUUGGUGGGGUCGCCUGGCCGACGCGGAGUGGAUGGGCAGGAAACGAGUCCUUCUUAUUGGGUCGCUCGGAACUUGUAUCUCGUGUUUGGGAUUCGGGUUUUCCAAGUCGUUUCUUGCUGCGGCGGUGUUUCGCACGCUGGGUGGAGCGCUGAAUAGCAAUGUUGGUGUCAUGAGGACGAUGAUUGCGGAGAUUAUUGAGGAGAAGAAGUAUCAAUCGCGAGCGUUCCUCUUGUUACCUAUGUGCUUCAAUGUUGGUGUGAUUAUUGGUCCGGUUCUUGGUGGCGCAUUGGCAGAUCCGCUGAAUAGCUAUCCGCAUCUAUUCGGUCCUGGUACGCUCUUUGGAGGCCAGAAUGGAGUGGAGUGGAUGCGGAAAUGGCCGUAUGCGCUGCCUAACGUGCUCAGUGCGGUCUUUAUCUUUGUCUCCCUGGGUACUGUCUUCUUUGGACUGGACGAGACACAUGAGGUUGCACGGUAUCGAAGUGACUGGGGCCGGAAGUUGGGACGGAGAAUUGGGAGGGCAUUCAACCGGCGUCGAGGCCGGUAUUACCGCCGCUUGACGGAGCAUCCGGACGAUGAGUCUCUGUACAUCGACGGCAGCGUCGCGAGCAGAUCGGCUCCCUCCACGCCACUGCGCUCGCGCGCUCGACCUCGCCACAAGCGUCCCAGCUUCGGACAGAUCUGGACGCCUAAUGUCCUCCUCACGCUGUUGGCCCAGUUCCUUUUGGCGUUCCACACCAGCGCAUUCAAUUCGAUGACCUUUACGUUCUUGCCGACCCCCCGUGCCCUCGAAGGCAGCCGAGAUGGAUGGUUCCAUUUCGGCGGCGGUCUGGGCCUGCCCUCGUCUCGAGUCGGUAUGGCUACUGCUAUCAUCGGGGUCAUCGGGUUGCCACUGCAGAUCUUUAUCUAUCCCUGGGUCCAAGGGUAUUUGGGCACGUUGCCGUCUUUCCGGACGUUUUUGCCUUUUUCUUCCUUGGCCUAUGCCCUGAUGCCGUUCCUCUUGAUCGUCCCGCGAGUGGCGUGGAUGGUCUGGCCGGCCUUUACCUUUGUCAUCGGGCUGCAGGUUAUAUCCCGGACGUUUGCCCUGCCGGCCGCUGUGAUUCUGGUGAGCAAUUCGGUAUCGGAUCCGUCGGUCCUGGGGACCAUCAAUGGGGUGUCCCAGAGCAUCUCGAGUGCGGCGCGCACGCUGGGACCGUUCCUUGGCGGCUGGGGCUUGGGACUGGGACUGGACUACAACUUUGUCGGGGGGGUCUGGUGGGCACUGGCGCUGGAGGCCUUGGUGGGGUGGUUUGUCCUCUACUUCAUCUAUGAAGGCAAGGGCAUCGAGAAGAAGAAGCAUGUGGAGGAAAUCGAGGAGGCCGACGAGCGCUGUUGA
This is a messenger RNA of Aspergillus ibericus CBS 121593, 6357 nucleotides long. RefSeq lists its product as uncharacterized. The record is from RefSeq and is a predicted model, not a curated record. The transcript is spliced from 10 exons. Gene Ontology annotation, biological process: transmembrane transport. Gene Ontology annotation, molecular function: transmembrane transporter activity; microtubule binding. Lineage: Eukaryota; Fungi; Ascomycota; Eurotiomycetes; Eurotiales; Aspergillaceae. The coding region runs from base 1 to 6357 and encodes 2118 amino acids.